Clavispora lusitaniae ATCC 42720 is the source of this 768-nucleotide messenger RNA. RefSeq names its product regulatory transcription factor TYE7 (gene TYE7). The record is from RefSeq and is a predicted model, not a curated record. NCBI's taxonomy places the organism in Eukaryota, Fungi, Ascomycota, Pichiomycetes, Serinales, Metschnikowiaceae. Gene Ontology annotation, molecular function: protein dimerization activity.
AUGAACACGAAUCCAGUUUUCCAGACUACAAGCAACUCGCCCAUCAGUACAUCCGAUGACCAGUGGAUCAGUGAUUUGCUUGCCAAAUCAGCCCCUAUGACCACCACCAACAGUUUUUCCAACGCCUUCAACUUGGAAAUGUCCAACUUCGACUCCUUCACAGUGCCAACGACAGACUUCCCCAGCGUUUUGGAAAACGAAAGCAUAUUCAGCGGCCUGUCUCGCGCUUCCACAGCUUCCAGCACUCCUCCAGUAAAAGAGGAGAUUGACGAGAACGAGCUCGGAUUUGGCCAGGCCAAAGUGGGGCUCUUGGACAGUGUCAACACCAAGUUGCAAAUGAUGCAAAGAAGAAACGACUUGACGCCGAAGGCGUUGGAGUCCAUUUUCGACACCAAAGACGUUUUGAAGGACACCGUGGACGGCCAAGCUGGACUUGCGCCCCAAAAACAAAGUACGCAGGCGCACAGAACAGAAAGCUCAAGCAACCAGGCCAAGAAGAAGAGAUGCUCUAGAAGAAGACUCACGGACUCCCAGAAAGAGGCCCACAACAAGGUCGAGAAGAAGUACCGGGUGAACAUUAACCAGAAGAUCAACAGCUUACAGACGAUUAUUCCGUGGUUUGCCAACCAGGAGGAGGUGCACAUGGACUUGAAGGUAAACAAGUCUGUGAUUUUGGAAAAGGCAUACGACUACAUCACCUAUUUGAAGGCUGAAAAUGAGGCAUUGAGAAGUCGUCUUGGAGAGACGACCAUGGAAACGGGCAUAUAG